CUACAGGAUGACCUGAGAGAAUGACCAGUCCAAAAUUCAGAGAGGAGAUGGAGGAGUUUUUAUUCUCCAAUGGCUACCAGCUGGGCAAGACCAUUGGGGAGGGGACCUACUCAAAAGUGAAAGAGGCCUUCUCAAAAAAGCACCAGCAGAAAGUGGCAGUUAAAAUUAUUGAUAAGAUGGGGGGCCCGGAAGAAUUUAUCCAGAGAUUCCUGCCUCGAGAGCUCCAGAUCGUCAGGCGCUUGGAUCACAAGAACAUCAUCCGGGUGUACGAGAUGCUGGAGUCUGCGGAUGGGAAAAUCUACUUGGUGAUGGAGCUGGCAGAAGACGGGGAUGUUUUUGACUGCGUUCUGCAGGGAGGUCCUUUGCCCGAGAGCCGCGCCAAGGUGCUCUUCCACCAGCUGGUAGACGCGAUCCGUUACUGCCACAGUUGUGGCGUGGCACACCGAGACCUAAAGUGUGAGAAUGCCUUGCUGCAAGGCUUUAAUUUGAAGCUGACUGACUUUGGAUUCGCAAAAUUGCUCCCAAAGAAUCGUAAGGAGCUGAGUCAAACGUUCUGCGGCAGCACUGCCUACGCUGCACCCGAGGUGCUCCAGGGCGUGCCCCACGACAGCCGGAAAGGGGACAUCUGGAGCAUGGGCGUUAUUCUGUACGUUAUGCUGUGCGCUAGCCUCCCCUUUGACGACACUGACAUCCCCAAGAUGCUGUGCCACCAGCAGAAAGGGGUCUCCAUUCCUGGACACCUGGAGAUCUCAGACGAAUGCCAGGAUCUCCUGAAAAGCCUCUUGGAACCAGACAUGAUCCUGAGACCUUCCAUUGAAGAAGUUGGUUGGCACUCAUGGCUGGCAAACUCCUGAUAAAGACCAUGUCACGCUCUCCCCAAAUAAAGGGGACAGAUUGCUUCCAAAAUGCUUACAUAUAUUUUAAUGUUAUGCUUGGUUUCCAGUCUAUCCUUCCAUCCCACCUCUUCUCCUCCUCCCAGUGCCUUAUGCAGAGGAUGGCUGGCCUGCAGGGGAGGAUUGGGGGGUUGUUCCAUUUCACAUCUUCAUCAGGGACUUUACUCAUUCAAACAAACCACAUGGUUUGAAGAAACAUAACAGUGUUUGUGCUGUUUCCUUUGUAGCUAGGCACCUCAGUGAAGUGGGGAAACCUGGGAUAGUGUCUGGCCACCUUCCCAAGACAUCUCUAGUGAUGGCACCCUCAGAGAACACCCCAACUGAGAGGAGAGAGCAAGCAGAGAAGUUGGCUCCUCCAUGCUGGGGGUGGGGGAAAACAUGGAAAAUUACAGUAGGGUUAUGGAGCAACAAGGGGAAAUCAGUGGGGAAAAAAUAUCUGCUCAACAUCUUAGUCGUCUAUAUACAAAUGAAAGGAGUAAGGGGAAUCAACAGGAGGAACUGGAAGCUAAAUUAUCACUUAAUUUCCAUCACAGAGACAAGGGGGGAGAAGUAUCAUGAUUGGAAUAAUGGUACAGAAGGGUACAACUUGUUCCAGAAGGGCUGGCAGGUUAAAGACAGUAUUGCAUUAUAUAGCAAUGUAUACACACUUAAUCUGAGGUCCUGAAGGAGGUGAGAGGCAGACCAGUUGUGAGUCUCUGGGUAAAGAUAGAAGGGGUAAACAAUAGGAAUGUCACAGCAGGGGUCUACUAUAGACUACCAAAUCAGGAGGAGGGGGUGGAUAAGUCAUUUUAUAGAACAAGUCACAGAAAUAUCCAAAACACAAGACCUGGUAGUAACAGGAAACUAACUACCCAGACAUCUGUUGGAAAAGUAACAUGGCAAAACAUAAAAUUUCCAGUAAGUUCUUGGAUGUGUUGGGCAGACCACACACUUUCAGAAAGCAGAGGAAGUAAUCAAGGAGAGCCAAUACUUGAUUCUGACCGAAAGGGAAGACUUGGUAGCAAAUCUGAAGGUGGAAGGCAGUGUGGGUGAAAGUUACUAUGAAAUGACAGAUUUAAUGGUUCUGUGGAAAGGAAGGAGUGAGAUCAGCAAAAUGAGGACAGCGGACUUCAGAAAAGCAGGCUUUAACAAACUCAGAGA
Molecule: messenger RNA, 2033 nt
Organism: Gopherus evgoodei (Goodes thornscrub tortoise)
Lineage: Eukaryota; Metazoa; Chordata; Testudines; Testudinidae
Gene: TSSK3
Product: testis specific serine kinase 3
Exons: 2
Coding region: 21-854 (277 amino acids)
Biological process (GO): protein phosphorylation; intracellular signal transduction; microtubule cytoskeleton organization
Cellular component (GO): cytoplasm
Molecular function (GO): tau-protein kinase activity; protein serine/threonine kinase activity; ATP binding
Source: RefSeq, a predicted model, not a curated record